This is a messenger RNA of Macrosteles quadrilineatus (aster leafhopper), 2209 nucleotides long. RefSeq lists its product as uncharacterized. Bases 26 to 2083 code for a protein of 685 amino acids. The record is from RefSeq and is a predicted model, not a curated record. Gene Ontology annotation, molecular function: serine-type endopeptidase activity. Lineage: Eukaryota; Metazoa; Arthropoda; Insecta; Hemiptera; Cicadellidae. Gene Ontology annotation, biological process: proteolysis. The transcript is spliced from 12 exons.
UUGGAGGGACAAAACUUAUUCAUAGAUGGAGAGAAUACUGUUAAGAGUGUGUUUGUUGCCGAUUUUGUUGACUAGCUCUCAAAAUGGAAAUGUAGAUGAAUAUGAAACCGUUCCAGCUCCGCCGCAAGAUCUCUCGUCAGAUUGUGACAUUGAAGAUACGAAGCUUUUACCUGACCCUUGGAUUGAAACGGACGACGUAACUGGAUAUGUUGACAACCUAAUCGCUGGAAAACCACUGGAAACUUUUGAUGGCCUUCUGUAUGAAAAAUUCCGUCAAACCCAUGAGUUCUGUGACUUUUUGACAUCCUAUGAGCCUGAGGUGGGACAGUGGCACUAUGUCCCAGCAGUGUGUGUCCCAGCCGCUGAAUGCCUAGAGUCAAAGCCAUUUUUUCUGACAAAAUGGGGAAAUAAAACAUGCAGAAUCGUGGGCCAUGAUUCUGCUGGAUUGUAUCCUGAUCACAUAUCAUCCAUCAUAGCUGAAACAUUUGUGUGCUGCCCAAUCAACGGCACCAAACUGUGGAAGCAUUACCAACUGGCGAACAACCAGGUGAAGCCAGAUCGAAGCCAUACAGAGUUUGCAGAAGUUCCGACCAGCUUAGAGGAAUAUCGCGGACUCUGGGUGCCUUACUACCAUGUUUCCGGCCGCAACUUUGACUAUUUGAACAAAGCAGAUCAGAGGAAACUAACUACGUUCUUUAAUCGCAAGAAUUAUGAUGCAUUUAACACUGCUCAAGUUUGUGGUUUUGCAAGAGGGGAGCCUUUGGGGGUAAAAGACAAUAGGAUAAUAUUCUCCUGGUUCCCAUACUUGUGUGUGAAGCCUGAAGACUGUGGCAAGGCAAAAGCGAGUGGGAAGGAUCCGCUACCACCAGCCAAUCCAUUGUGGCACCAGUUUUGUCAGCAGAAGUUCACACCAGUGCAGAACCCUCGCAGAGACGUAGUAUAUUAUGAACCGUUGAACCAUUACCCGGUAUCAAACAGAUAUCACCAUUGCUGUCACAUCAAUGAUAUGGGAAACAAGUUUCUGAAGACUCCAAAUGAUGUUUAUGUCCCAGUCCCUCAAAUCCCAACCUUCUUCAACAUAGCACCGGGUGUACGCAGCGUUUAUAAAUGUGAGGAGUACGCAAAGCAAGUUUGUCGCAAGUCUCCGGAUGGUAGCUCAAUGUGUGUUGGAGGGCCUUUUAAUCCACCAAAACCAGGUGAAAAUCCUCAUAUGGCAUCCCUAGGAGUGAUAGUUCUAAAGAUAAUGAUUUUCCACUGCGGAGGGGCACUGGUUAGUCUGCGUUAUGUUCUCUCCGCUGCCAGCUGUAUACAUUGGUGGGGAUAUAAAGUAAACGUUGUCAUGCUAGGAGAGCAUGCAUCGUCCUCUUACGAGUAUGGAAAAGAAAGAUUCUUAUUAGUCACCCAGAUUGUUCAACCUAAUGGCUAUCCACCUUCUUUCCGAUAUAAACCAUCAAAAGAGAACAGAGCACGUCCUACUUCUGAAACAAUUGACAUAGCCUUGUACAAGUUGGAUAGGGAAAUUGAAAUUACUCGUUAUAUUCGUCCAGCAUGCUUGUGGUACGGACAUGGUCAGGGUUGGGGAAACCGUACUUUCGACUUCUUAGGUUGGGGCUCUCCAGACACCUACAGAAGUGAAUACUUGAAUACAUUAACAAGUGGUCUGACACAGUCUAAAUCUUGCACCAGCGAAUUUUUCAAAGAUGACACAGGAGAAAACCCUUACUACAGGGUUUUUGGAGCUCCUGUAAGCUGGCAAGUGUGUUCGAAGGGAUAUCCUGACGUAAAUGGAGAAAAUAAGGGUCCCUGUUUGUUAGACCAUGGUGGUCCUUUGCAAGAAAAAAUGAGUAAACCCUACUGCUCUACUCUACUCUUGGGAAUUUUGUCUACACGGAAUCCUUGUAAUCCCAAGACGGUACCUAAUGUUUUCAUCAACAUCUCCAACUUUUUGGGUGCAAUAGAAGACGAAUUGUGGGGGAAAUACACAUUUUUAGACCUUACAAAACAACGUUUCCAGAAGCCAUCGUGUGGAAAUGCCAAAGAGUUUUUCUUUUUUAAUAAAUGCAAAUAUGGGGAUGAUUGUUAACAGAUAUAAAAUGUUUGGCAGUAUACUAUACAAGAGUCAAUGAUACAAGUUUUAUCAUGUUUUGUAGUUGUAUAUCACAUUUGUAUUGUUCCACUCCAAGUAAAUAUUUAUGGUUUGAACCAUUUA